This is a messenger RNA of Auxenochlorella protothecoides, 171 nucleotides long. RefSeq lists its product as hypothetical. Gene Ontology annotation, cellular component: EKC/KEOPS complex. The annotation marks the transcript as partial. Lineage: Eukaryota; Viridiplantae; Chlorophyta; Trebouxiophyceae; Chlorellales; Chlorellaceae. The transcript is spliced from 2 exons. The record is from RefSeq and is a predicted model, not a curated record.
GUGCAGCUAAGACCGGACGUUGCCACGCGAGAGCUGACGGUCGUCGGGGACGACCUUGUCCUAUAUUUUUCGGCAGUGGACGCCAGGACGCUACGGGCCUCCGUAGGGACGUUCUGCGACUUGCUAGCCCUGGCCACAAGGACAGCCGAAGCCUUCCCACCCCUUGAACCC